AUGACGAAGGGUACAGUGCAGAUCAAACGAUCACUGGGUGGUAAUAUCAGGGAACGUUUCACAGAAUACCAGCUGGAAAGGAAACCGCCAAAAACACGACCAGAAUAUUACGACGUCAUAUUCUUCAAUGGUAAAAAGAAAGAUAGUUUCUUAUGGACAUUCGAUGACAACAUUGUACAACAGAUGCUCACUUGUGUGAAGAAGAGAGAAUUAAAAGAUACUGUUAACCAUGAUAUUAAGUCCCUACUAGAUAACGUCAUAGAUCGCGAUAUCAAAAAGACUCUGGAGAAAAUUAAAGCACUGAGAGAAGAUACUACUUCAUUUGAGCAGAACUUCGCGGUAAAAUUAAUAGAAGAUGUGAAUUUGUUUCUUGAUCCGAUGUCCGAGGGAACAUAUAUAAUUAGUGUUUUAGGACCCAUCCUUAACGACUUCUACUUAAAAAAUAAGAAAGUCUGGUAUGCCUCGUACGGAAAGACUUGCCUCAAGGCAAGCGCCAAAGACGGUAAUUCCCAAAAAGCAGAUGAUGAACGCCGAUCUAUGAGGAAAAAAAUCGAUGUUAUUCUUUCACUGAGAGAAGAAGAUGAAGAGUUCUCCGUAAUUGAAGUUAGUGGCCCGCCGAUUGGUCGCACUUCAAAGGCGAUCGCAUGA
Messenger RNA from Paraglomus brasilianum, 648 nucleotides. The record is from the annotation of a GenBank genome assembly. NCBI's taxonomy places the organism in Eukaryota, Fungi, Glomeromycota, Glomeromycetes, Paraglomerales, Paraglomeraceae.